Messenger RNA from Megalops cyprinoides (Indo-Pacific tarpon), 1301 nucleotides. It is a transcript of the gene slc30a7, whose product is annotated as solute carrier family 30 member 7. The coding region runs from base 81 to 1268 and encodes 395 amino acids. The transcript is spliced from 11 exons. NCBI's taxonomy places the organism in Eukaryota, Metazoa, Chordata, Actinopteri, Elopiformes, Megalopidae. Gene Ontology annotation, cellular component: membrane; Golgi apparatus. Gene Ontology annotation, molecular function: zinc ion transmembrane transporter activity. The record is from RefSeq and is a predicted model, not a curated record. Gene Ontology annotation, biological process: transmembrane transport; intracellular zinc ion homeostasis; zinc ion transport.
UUCCGUGCCCAAACUGAGCAAAUCUCUGCCCAUAUUCUUCACUGUUUGGGGAAUCAGUGUGGAGAUCUGGCUGUAUUAAGAUGUUACCAUUAUCCAUCAAAGAUGACGAAUACAAACCUGCGAAAUUUAACCUCCUCGCCAAAAUAUCCGGAUGGUUUAGAUCCAUUCUGUCGGACAAAACAUCACGAAAUCUCUUCUUUUUCCUGUGUCUGAAUCUGUCCUUCGCUUUUAUUGAAUUGUUGUACGGCAUAUGGAGCAACAGUUUAGGGUUGAUAUCGGACUCCUUUCACAUGUUCUUCGACUGCACAGCUCUCCUGGCGGGGCUUGCAGCCUCCGUCAUCUCCAGGUGGAGGUCCAAUGACGCCUUCUCAUACGGCUACGUCAGAGCGGAGGUGCUGGCUGGCUUCGUGAACGGCCUUUUCCUUAUCUUCACGGCCUUCUUCAUCUUCUCCGAGGGAGUGGAGAGGGCGCUGGAACCCCCAGAUGUUCACCAUGAGCGUUUGCUGCCGGUCUCCAUUGCUGGGCUGCUGGUCAACCUGGUGGGAAUCUUUGUCUUUCAGCAUGGGGGUCAUGGGCACUCUCAUGGCGGGGGCGAAGGACAUGGUCACAGUCACUCUCUGUUCAAUGGCAGCGUGGGCCAUGGACACAGCCACGGAGGUCAUGGACACAGUCAUGGGUCCAAACACGGACACAGCCAUGACCACGGUCACGGCCAUGACCACGGUCAUGACCACGGUCACGGACACGGUCACGGUCACGGUGGGCACGGGCACUCACACGAGGACACACACUGUCACGAUGACCUUUCACCAGGAAAAGGCUCCAGCAAACAGAUUUUGGAAGGAGUGUUCCUGCACAUCGUGGCCGACACCCUGGGCAGCAUCGGCGUCAUUAUCUCUGCCAUCCUGAUGCAGAAGUACGACCUGAUGAUCGCCGACCCCAUCUGCUCCAUGCUCAUCUCCAUUCUCAUCGGAGUCAGCGUGGUGCCUUUGCUGAGGGAGUCCAUCGGCAUCCUGAUGCAGCGCACGCCUCCCACACUCGACCACGCCCUCCCAGAAUGCUACCAGAGGGUCCAGCAGCUGCAGGGCGUGUAUAACCUACAGGAGCCUCACUUCUGGACACUGUGCACAGACGUCUAUAUUGGGACACUCAAACUGCUGGUCGCCCCUGACGCAGACGCUCGCUGGAUUCUGAGCCAAACGCACAACAUUUUCACACAGGCCGGAGUCAGGCAGCUGUAUGUUCAGAUCGAUGUCGCAGCGAUGUAGUGUUGGGUACUCGCCUCCCUCUCUCUCUUCGGG